Molecule: messenger RNA, 621 nt
Organism: Penicillium cataractarum
Lineage: Eukaryota; Fungi; Ascomycota; Eurotiomycetes; Eurotiales; Aspergillaceae
Exons: 1
Coding region: 1-621 (206 amino acids)
Source: RefSeq, a predicted model, not a curated record
AUGGGUGACGCCCUGCGCCCAAGUGACGAUGAAUUCAAGAAAGUUCUUCAGCAGAGCCUCAACAUAUGGUCUUCAUAUCUGGACUCUGGGAGCGAAGAUCACCCACUCCCCCGACAAGCCAUGGAUUUGAGAUCCCUCGUCGGUCAGACCCCACCAUUCCUUGGUGAUAACCUUGCUUCCUUGGAUGAGAAGAUAUCAUUCGCUUGCGAAGAGAAGCAGUGGACACAAGGGGAAGGCAGUCUUGUUGUCAAUUGCCGGUCAGCCUGGAGAACUUCAAAAGGCAUCUGUGACAUCCAGCCGAGGAUUCUGCCGAAACAACUUCUUUUAGGAUUUAGUCGUCAAUUAACUGUGAGCUUCUCAGAAGACUCUCCCCUCUCAGACUGGCCCGAAGUUCAGGGAUUAUCAGGUUACGACAAGGGAAAUUAUUUGUCAAUCCUUUUCUUCGCGUGGGCUUAUAUCUUAUCUGCUCGAUGGGUUGAGCUACUUGGUCGCUCCGAGGAUCACGAAUGUCAUAUACGCUACGCUGCGCCGGAAGCGAAGAGUCCACCGCUAUCCGAGGAGCAAUCCAAGGUUCAAAUUGAUCUCGGCGAGGGUGCUUGUGAGGAAGAAGCUCUCCGGUAG